Molecule: messenger RNA, 2201 nt
Organism: Gastrolobium bilobum
Lineage: Eukaryota; Viridiplantae; Streptophyta; Magnoliopsida; Fabales; Fabaceae
Product: protein PLASTID TRANSCRIPTIONALLY ACTIVE 12, chloroplastic
Exons: 9
Coding region: 126-1679 (517 amino acids)
Biological process (GO): plastid transcription; positive regulation of red or far-red light signaling pathway; response to light stimulus
Cellular component (GO): chloroplast; nucleus
Source: RefSeq, a predicted model, not a curated record
UUACUUUGCACAACCAUCAUAGACGACGACGUUUGGAUUUUGUCAUCCCUACUUCAAAUCCCUAAACCCAGACUUCUAAUUAGCUUUUGUCUGAGGCGACGCCGUUUUUGGUGGGAGCUUAGCUUAUGGCUUCCAUGCAUUCCGAUCUUGUGGGCAACUUGUCCUUCAAUCACUUCCAGAGAUCAUCAUACUUGGUGGGUUCAUUUCCAGCUGGUAUUUUGCAAUGUAGAGUUGGUUUCAGCAAUUCAAGAAGGCGGGUUCCUUCAUAUACUUGUAUAAAGUGUGAAAAGAAGGAUGAUUAUAUUGAGCAUGUAUCAGUGGAACGUCCACCUUAUCACAGUUACAUGGACUCCACCUCCGGCCAGCUUGAGCCCGCAUCCGGUGCUCGAGCAAGUGUUCCUGAACGAGAGUAUUGGCCUGAAGGAACUGCCAGUCAAGUAAGGGCUGCAAGGGCACCUGCACCAACUGGUGAAUCGUCAGGUUCUCCAUCUUAUGGCACGAAGCCUGGAAGUAGGAGGAAGAAUUACAAAGCAUCUGUUUCUGCUGCUUCUUCCUCUGAGGUCAUGGUUGAAUCAACUGACACUGGGCCAUCCGAGGCAUUGGCAUUGGAUGAAUCCGCGGAGGAUUCUCAAGAAUUAUCAUCUGACUAUGUUGUUUAUCAGUCUGAACCCGAGGAAGAAGAGGAGACUGGAUAUGAUCUUGAUAAGAAACUUGGUGUUCCUCAUCCAUUUAUUGAUCCAAAAGUUAAAAAGCCAAUAGACGGAACACUUACAAGUGAAGAACUAUGGUGGAAUUGGAAAAAGCCGGAGAAAGAACAAUGGUCCAGGUGGCAAAGGAGGAGGCCGGAUGUUGAAACGGUUUUCCUGAAAGCGAUGGCAGAAACUGGGCAAAUAAAGCUUUAUGGGGAACAUCCAACAUUAACUGAAACUUCUCUUUACCGAGCAAGACGCCAUCUUUAUAAGGAAGAAAGGCUUCAGGAUGAGCGAGAGAGAUUAGAAAGGAUUGGUCCAAUAGCAUACUAUUCAGAAUGGGUAAAAGCAUGGAAGAGGGAUACAUCUCUUGAAGCUAUUCAGAAGCAUUUUGAAGAGACUGGUGAAGAUGAAAAUGCUCAACUAAUUGAAAUGUUUUGCCACCAAACUGACCGAGAGUAUCGCGUAAUGAUGGGGACUGAUUAUCGUAUACAAAGGGAUCCUUUAGCUAUGAGAAUGAGGGAGGAUCAGAUAAAGCAAAUAUGGGGUGGAGAUCCAGUUUACCCAACCGUGAACUAUAUUCGAGAGCCAGAUGCAGUGGUUGACUACAGGGGCCCAGAUUUUCAUGAACCAACACCAAAUAUGCUAGAUUAUCUGAAGGAGCAUGGAUAUAUCAUUUCAAGGGAGGAACUUAACAAGAUUCUGGAAAAGGAAAAGACUGAACAACUUGAGGUGACAGACAUGGAUGAAGCUAUGGCCAAAGCCGUUGACAUUGGUGAAAAUGAUGAUGAAGAGGAUAGUGACCUUGAUGAUGAAGAGGAAGAGGGAGAGGAAGAGAAGAUUACUCGAAACUGGAGUGUCUUAAAAAGUACUCCUGAGCUUCGCAAGUCAAAGCCAAAACCAAAGAAAGAUGGUCCUUUGUCCCUAGACGAUGCUGUAGAUGAUUCUGAGAACUUGACUGAUUUCCUCUUGGACUUUGAAGAAGAAUGACAUGCCUCCUUGUAAAGCGUUCCAUGUCAAGUGGUGUCUUGGGGUGGUAGGCGUUUACGUGAUGUUGUUAAGACAGGAUGAAAGGUUUGGAUGUAAGUAUUCCUUGUCAUUAUCAAUAUCUUGAACUAUUAAUAACUUCUUAUAGGUAUUGCCUCAGUGAAUGGGGUGACUCAGGCGAUAAAUGUUGGAAUGAGAUUCUGAAUGCUAGCUCAAAGUUUCUAGAAACAUUGAGCGAGAGUCAAGUUUCCACUUGAGCUAUUCCCCUGAAUACUCAGUUAAGUACUUGUUUCCAACAUAUGCGGGAAUUUAGCAGAAGAUAAAUUAACUAUGUGAGUGACCUUUCCAAUAUUAUAUUAUAUUGUAAUUUUGGUGCAAACUAGAAUCUAAUAUAUUCAAUCACAUACCUUCUUUCUCAAGUAGUCAAAGCAAUAAUGUCAUCAUUUAUUGGAAUUUACGACCUCCCUAGGCAUGUAUAAGACUUUUUGCGAAAAGGGAAUGAAUUCUUGUGCUUGAUUAAUUUUA